Molecule: messenger RNA, 323 nt
Organism: Drosophila eugracilis
Lineage: Eukaryota; Metazoa; Arthropoda; Insecta; Diptera; Drosophilidae
Gene: Sfp33A1
Exons: 2
Coding region: 14-295 (93 amino acids)
Source: RefSeq, a predicted model, not a curated record
CUGCCCCAACGGAAUGAAGUUCUUUAUCUGGUUUUCGCUUUUAUUGGUUUGUCAUGCUGUUAAAAUUCCGCAGGAUAACAUAAUACAUGAGUUGUGCUUCAAGCCGGAUUCUGGGCCUGUUUGCCAGAAAAUGAAAACAUUUUAUUGGGACCAGAAGAAGUUGAAAUGCAUACAAGUUCGAUAUUUAAGGAAGCCUUGUGGCUUCUUCCACAGUUUGAAUACCUGCGAAACAAUAUGCUCGAAGGAUUCAUGGACUUUAGUCGGCUUAGAAAAACAUGUUUCAACGUUGCCUUAAAAUAUAGAAUAAUAUACUUUCUUUGGAA